Molecule: messenger RNA, 549 nt
Organism: Ordospora colligata OC4
Lineage: Eukaryota; Fungi; Microsporidia; Ordosporidae
Product: putative acetyltransferase
Exons: 1
Coding region: 1-549 (182 amino acids)
Biological process (GO): N-terminal peptidyl-methionine acetylation
Cellular component (GO): NatB complex
Molecular function (GO): protein-N-terminal amino-acid acetyltransferase activity
Source: RefSeq, a predicted model, not a curated record
AUGUAUAAGAUAGAGCCACUGCUUCCGAGUGAUGCAUUUUCAUUGGAUGUAAUAAAUCUGGACUAUAGUACAGAGAGUUUUCCAUUAAGUUAUUACUUGUAUUACAUCAUAAACCAUACGGAAGAUUGCAUGGCAGUUGUUUCUCCUGUAGAAAGAAAGCGUUCGUUUUAUUGUCUUAGAGAUGUCUAUGGAAUUUUGAUGGGAAGGCUGGAAGAGAAGGACAAUGUUAUAUGUGCGCAUAUUUCUGUAUUGAGUGUGCAAUUUCGAAAAAGAAGGAAUGGAUUUGCAAGGCUCUGCAUGGAUAUACUAGAAAACAAUGCAAAUAUAUACAAGGCAUAUUUUAUGGACCUGUAUGUUAGAUGUACCAAUGCAUGUGCAAUCGAUUUCUAUAAGAAAUUAGGAUAUACUGUUUACAGACGAGUGCUUGAUUACUAUCAUGAUACAAAUGGUUAUGAGGAUGCGUUAGACAUGAGAAAGUCUCUAAAACUUGAUCCUGAAAACAAAUUUAUGCAAAAGGGCUCGGACAUACAUGCCUCAAAAUUGAAUUGA